GGAUAUCCCAUGGCCAAAAGGCCUUCUGCCCAUGCUGAACCUGUGGCUGCAGAGAUCCUCAUCCUCCUAGCAGGACUGUGUGCUUCAGGUCCUGCCCCAGUAAGACUUGUAAAUGGCCCUGAUUCUUGUACUGGUCGGCUGGAGGUGUUUUACAAUGGUAUCUGGGGGACAGUGUGUGAUGAUCGCUGGGACCUAGCUGGAGCCCGCGUGGUAUGCAGGCAACUGGGCUGUGGGAUGGCACUGUUGGCCUUUGGCGGUGCUCGGUACGGACGAGGAGAAGACCCCAUCUGGCUGGACAACGUGCACUGUGUGGGGACAGAAAUUGCUCUUUCCGAAUGUGAGGCCCAACCCUGGGGAGUCCACAAUUGUGGGCAUGGAGAAGACGUCAGCGUUGUGUGCUCAGGGACACCCAAUCCAGAUGCAGUCCUGAUCAGGCUGGUGAAUGGCUCGGGCCUCUGCUCUGGCAGAGUCGAGGUCUUUCAUGAGCAAGAGUGGGGCACAGUGUGUGAUGACAACUGGGACCUGGCGGAUGCUGAGGUGGCAUGCAGAGAGCUGGGUUGUGGCUCAGCAUUGUCAGCUCCAACGGGAGCUCACUUUGGGAAAGGCUCUGGCCACAUCUGGCUGGAUGAAGUGAGCUGUGCUGGAAUGGAGCCUACCCUUUCCCUGUGCCAGGCCAGUUCCUGGGGAAAUCAUAACUGCAACCAUGGAGAAGAUGCUAGUGUUGAAUGCUCAGAACCAACUCAGCUCCGGUUGGUGAAUGGCUCCAGUCGCUGCUCAGGGAGAGUUGAGGUUCACCACAACCAGCAGUGGGGAACUGUGUGUGAUGACAACUGGGGCCUCAGUGAUGCAGAAGUGGUUUGCAGGCAACUGGGAUGCGGGAUGGCCAUAUCAGCCCCUGGCCAUGCUCAGUUUGGGCAAGGACAUGAUCCCAUCUGGCUGGAUGAGGUGAACUGCACAGGGACAGAAGGUACCAUCACUGAAUGUGGUUUGCAGUCCUGGGGAGCCCAUAACUGUGACCAUGCAGAAGAUGCCGGUGUUGCAUGCUCGGGUAAGUCUAAACCCACAGAGUUACGACUGGUGAACGGCUCAAAUCGGUGUGCUGGACGAGUGGAGGUGCUUCACCAAGAGCAGUGGGGAACAGUGUGUGAUAAUGGAUGGGACUUGAAAGAUGCUGAAGUGGUGUGCAGGCAGCUGGGCUGUGGUGCUCCCAUCUCUGCUCCAGGCUGGGCUAGAUUUGGCAGAGGCUAUGACCCCAUCUGGCUGGAGAAAGUGAGUUGCACUGGGACAGAGUCUGCCCUUACCGAAUGCAAAGCCAAACCAUGGGGAGUCCACCACUGCCAUCAUGGGGAAGACGCCAGUGUAGUCUGCUCAGACCCAAUGGCUCUUCGUCUGGUGAAUGGCCCAAGUCGCUGUGCAGGGAGACUUGAAGUGUUUCAUCAGCACGAGUGGGGGACAGUAUGUGACGAUGAAUGGGGAAUAAGCGAUGCAGAAGUGGUGUGUCGGCAGCUGGGCUGUGGGGCAGCUGUCUCAGCUCCUGGCUGGUCUCACUUUGGGCGAGGUCAUGGCCAAAUCUGGCUGGAUGAGGUGAACUGCACAGGGACCGAAGCUGCCCUCUCUGAAUGCAGAGCCAAGGCUAAAGGAGUCCAUAAUUGCCACCACAGAGAAGAUGCUGGUGUGGUGUGCUCAGACCCAACUGAAGUCCGACUGGUGAAUGGCUCAAACCGCUGCUCUGGAAGAGUUGAGGUGCUGCAUAACCAGCAAUGGGGAAGUGUAUGUGAUGACAGCUGGGACUUGGAUGAUGCAGAAGUGGUAUGCCGGCAGCUGGGCUGUGGGACAGCCAUAUCUGCUCCACCUAAAGCUCAGUUUGGGCUGGGAUAUGAACCCAUCUGGCUGGAUGAUGUGAACUGCACAGGCUCAGAGGCGUCCCUCUCCGAGUGUGGGGCCAGGCCAUGGGGAGAGAGUAACUGUAACCACAGAGAAGAUGCCAGUGUGGUGUGCAUAGGACCAGCUCAGCUCCGUCUGGUGAAUGGGUCCAACCGCUGCUCUGGGAGAGUUGAGGUGCUUCAUAACCAGCAAUGGGGAACUGUAUGUGAUGAUCACUGGGACCUGAGCGAUGCAGAAGCUGUGUGCGUUGUGUGCCGGCAGCUGGGCUGUGGGAUGGCUCUAUCAGCUCCAGGCUCAGCCCAGUUUGGUCAAGGGACAGACCAUAUCUGGAUGGAUGAUGUUGAGUGCACAGGGACAGAAUCCAUCCUCUCUGAAUGCAGGUCCAAGAUUGGAGAACCAGCUGUUUGCCACCAUGAGAAAGAUGCUGGUGUUGUGUGCUCAGAACCCACAGCACUGCGGCUGGUGAACGGCUCAAAUCUCUGUGCUGGGAGAGUCGAAGUGCAUCAUAAGGGGCUUUGGGGAACUGUGUGUGAUGAUGACUGGGACAUACAGGAUGCUGCAGUGGUGUGCCAUCAGCUGGGCUGUGGAACGGCAAUCCUGGCCCCUGGAAAAGCUCGGUUUGGUCAAGGACAGAAGGCCAUCUGGCUGGACAACGUGAACUGCACAGGGAGGGAAGGCACCCUCUCAGAAUGCCAGGCCAGGCCAUGGGGGCAACACAACUGCAACCACGGAGAAGAUGCUGGUGUAGUGUGCUCAGGUCCUGUUAUGUUGCAGUCUUCACAGCCUCUUCCACUGCUCCCUUUGCUUGUCUCAAUCAUGGCACCAGUCUUGAUGCUACUUUGUGGGAUCAUUGUUUAUCAGAAGAGAAGAAGAAUACAAAGCAGGGUUUUUAAUUCCGCUCCAG
Molecule: messenger RNA, 2788 nt
Organism: Tinamus guttatus (white-throated tinamou)
Lineage: Eukaryota; Metazoa; Chordata; Aves; Tinamiformes; Tinamidae
Source: RefSeq, a predicted model, not a curated record